Lampris incognitus (smalleye Pacific opah) is the source of this 2315-nucleotide messenger RNA. RefSeq names its product deoxyhypusine synthase (gene dhps). Gene Ontology annotation, molecular function: deoxyhypusine synthase activity. NCBI's taxonomy places the organism in Eukaryota, Metazoa, Chordata, Actinopteri, Lampriformes, Lampridae. The transcript is spliced from 10 exons. The record is from RefSeq and is a predicted model, not a curated record. Gene Ontology annotation, biological process: peptidyl-hypusine biosynthetic process. The coding region runs from base 119 to 1204 and encodes 361 amino acids. Gene Ontology annotation, cellular component: cytoplasm.
UUGCGCCGAGCAAGCGCCAUGCGAUGCGGGCUUCCUGCGCGACUCAGUAGCUCCCGGACGGCGGCCCCUCCGGCGUCCUCUGACCGACAGCUCCGUACGCUCCUCCGCGACAGAAGACAUGGCAGACCAUGCCCCUCCAGUGGCCAUGGAGGCGGUCCUUAAGCAAAGCACUGACCUUCCAGAAGACAUGCCCAAGAUCCGGGGCUAUGACUUCAACCAGGGGGUCGACCACCGGGCGCUGCUCCAGUCUUACCUUACUACUGGCUUCCAGGCCAGCAGCAUGGGCAUGGCUGUCGAGGAGAUCAAUAAGAUGAUAGAGAAACGUCUUGAGCCAGUUGAGCCCGUGGAAGGCAGCGAUUGGACUGAAUCCAUCCGACAAGGGUGUACCAUCUUCCUGGGCUAUACCUCCAACCUCAUCAGUUCUGGAGUUAGGGAGAGCAUCCGUUACCUAGCACAGCACAAAAUGGUGGAUGUGAUCGUAACCACAGCUGGUGGUAUAGAGGAGGAUCUGAUAAAGUGUCUUGCUCAUACCUACUUAGGGGACUUUGCCAUGGCUGGCAAGGAGCUGCGCCAGAGGGGUAUCAACAGGAUAGGUAACUUGCUUGUGCCAAAUGCUAACUACUGUAAAUUUGAAGACUGGCUGAUGCCAAUUCUGGACCAGAUGGUGCUGGAGCAGGAAACAGAGGGCACCCGUUGGACCCCAUCCAAGAUGAUCCAUCGACUGGGCAAGGAGAUUAACAAUCCCGACUCGGUCUACUACUGGGCUUACAAAAACAACAUCCCAGUGUUCAGCCCUGCCCUGACGGACGGCUCCCUGGGAGACAUGAUCUAUUUCCAUUCUUUCAAGAAGCCCGGCUUGGUGCUGGACAUCGUGGAAGAUAUCCGUAGGGUGAACAGCCAGGCGGUGUUUGCCAAACGGACGGGGAUGAUCAUCCUGGGGGGAGGCCUGGUCAAGCACCACAUCGCCAAUGCCAAUCUCAUGAGGAACGGGGCCGAGUACUCGGUCUUCGUCAACACGGGGCAGGAGUUUGACGGCUCAGACUCUGGAGCCAGACCAGAUGAGGCUGUGUCUUGGGGCAAGAUCAGAAUGGAUGCAAAGCCCGUCAAGGUGUAUGCGGACGCCUCAAUAGUCUUCCCCCUACUGGUGGCCGAGACCUUCGCACGCCACGCCGACAAACUGACAGCCGGCAAGAAAACGGAUUAAAAAAGACGCCAGUUCAAGUCCUCUGUUGGGAAGCAGGUGUACUCUUCGCUGUCCUCGUAUUCCCCUUUUUACUGUUCUCAAAAAUGCAAGUUUUACUUUACCGCUGUUGAAGUCACAGUAGUGGGCGUAGCGAGUUAAAAGGCGAUUAAUGCUAAAACGGGUUAAUUAUAAAAGAGAAUGAUGCCUUGUUGAGCAGGAGACAUUGCUUAAUUACACGAGACUAUACUUUACACUUGAUUCUUUACAUAAUGGCUGUGUAUAUAUAUGUAUAUAUACAUAUAUGCAUUUUUUGGACAGGUAUUGGUGUUUUGUUUUUACUUGGGUACUGAACGGGUAUGGAAGCAUGCUGCAGCAUGCACCAAAGACUGGAGAAUAAAGUGGAUUUUGGGUUAUGUGUGUACAUAUGUGAACACACACUAUGUCUGUGUGAGUGUUUGAAAUUUUUGUAAAACAAGCACGCCGUAUGAGGUCAUGUUACUCAAGUUUUUUUUUAAUUCAAAUUUGGUUUUGUUAAAGAAAAGAAAACUUGACCAGUGUACAUGUUUAUUAAAUUAAUUGAAUUAAGUUUCCUUUAUUAAGCCCCUCGGGGAAGUUCAGUUGCUGCACGUUAACCCAUCCUAGCUGUGAUCUGUGUAGCUCGGAGCAGCGGGCUGCCGCCGUCACGCUGCGCCUGGGGACCGACUCCAGUUCUUUUCCCAUUGCCUUGCUCAGGGGCCCAGACAGGAGUACAAACCCGAACAUGCAUGUUUCUUCUGAUGGUGGGGGAAACCGGAGCACCCGGAGAAAACCCAUCGCAGACACAGGGAGACCAUUCAAACGCCACACAGUUUGCAUGUUCUCUCCGUGAUGGGAUGGGAUCACCUGGGAUGAUCCCCCCCCCCCCCAAAGGUUGGACAACCCCGGGGUUCGAACCCAGGACCUUCUUGCUGUGAGGCGACAGCACUAACCACUGGGCCACCGUGCAGCCCAUUUCAGCCCGUUUAGUUUCCUUGCCAAGUGUUCCUCUGGUUGGCACCGGAAACCCUUUUCACAGCUUCUGUCAUUCAUACACCUGUAUGUUUCCAUCAUUUAGGAGUUGGGAUGUGCCUGCAUAGCUCAAUAAAUCAUAUAU